Molecule: messenger RNA, 1008 nt
Organism: Verticillium alfalfae VaMs.102
Lineage: Eukaryota; Fungi; Ascomycota; Sordariomycetes; Glomerellales; Plectosphaerellaceae
Product: alpha/beta hydrolase fold-3 domain-containing protein
Exons: 1
Coding region: 1-1008 (335 amino acids)
Molecular function (GO): hydrolase activity
Source: RefSeq, a predicted model, not a curated record
AUGCCUUCGUUCUCCGCCAGGGCGGCCGCGUUCAAGGCGAACCCGCCGCCGGCGCCCCCCUCCACGGACAUGGAGUACACGAGGGACGUACCCAUGCGCGACGGCCGGCUCAGCGAGAUCCGCAUCUACCAGCCCGACAACUCGACGACGGCCGUGCGGCCCCUGUUUGUCCUCGUACACGGCGGCGGCUUUUGCGUGGGCAACAACCACGCGCCCGGGUUCCGCUCGCGCCUCAUCGCGGCCGCCAACGACAUGACCGUCGUCAACGUGUCGUACCGGCUGGCGCCGGAGCACCCGUUCCCCGCGGCGCCCGACGACGUCUGGGACGCCGUCGCGUGGCUGAGCCAACCCGACAACGCAAAGCAGCUCGGCGCCGACCCGACGCGCGGCUUCUACAUCGGCGGCAUCUCGGCCGGCGGGAACCUCGCCGCCGUCACGGCGCAGCGCUGGGUCGCGGACCAGCGGACGCCGGCGCUGCGCGGCCUCUGGCUGUACGUGCCCGUGCUCCUCGACGAGGAGAUCGUGCCGGCGGCGUACCGGGCGCUCUUCUUCUCGCGCGCGCAGAACGCCGCGGCGCUCGUCAUCGACCGGGCCGCCGACGACUACGUCCGCGCGGCGUACGCGCCCGACGUCACGUCGCCGCUCUACUCGCCGUUCAACGCCGCGCGGCCCCACGAGGGCAUGCCGCGCGUGCACCUGCAGGUCGCCGGCCAGGACCCCGUCCGCGACGACGGCCUCAUUUACGAAAAGGCCCUGCGCGCCGCACGGCGUCGAGACGAGGCUCGACGUCUAUCCCGGCCUGCCGCACGCGUUCGACGGCGUCUUCCCGCAGCUCAAGGCCUCGGACAAGGCCAAGCUCGACAUGCUCCAGGGGAUCGCCUGGCUGAUGGGGAAGACGGUCGACGUGCAGCGGUGUACACAGCUGAUCGAGGAGUCGCGUGCUGUCGUGCCCUCUGGCCCGCCUCUCUAGGGGGGGGAACAUCACGUAAACUCGAACCUGGUGCCUGA